Molecule: messenger RNA, 1320 nt
Organism: Aspergillus puulaauensis
Lineage: Eukaryota; Fungi; Ascomycota; Eurotiomycetes; Eurotiales; Aspergillaceae
Gene: png1
Product: peptide-N4-(N-acetyl-beta-glucosaminyl)asparagine amidase
Exons: 3
Coding region: 1-1320 (439 amino acids)
Biological process (GO): protein quality control for misfolded or incompletely synthesized proteins; glycoprotein catabolic process; protein deglycosylation
Cellular component (GO): cytosol; nucleus
Molecular function (GO): peptide-N4-(N-acetyl-beta-glucosaminyl)asparagine amidase activity
Source: RefSeq, a predicted model, not a curated record
AUGGCCGAUGGCAGGCAUCACCAUGGCCGGCGGGCGCCAACCACCGAUGCCUUCGAUGCUGCCCAACUCACCAACGCUUUCGAGCAACUGAUGCGCCACAAGAGAUUCGACCGUCUGGUAGAGAAGAAUCGGUCUCGUUCUCGCACGCAAUCCCCGUCGCCAUCGCCCUUUCGGUCGCAACCUUCUCAUCCCUCGCAAGCACCACCAACACCAACACAACAACCGCAAUCGCAACCCCCAUCGCCAUCACUUCGGAACCUCCCCGUCGUUCCUCACCCCCCGCAAGAUCAAAAUGGAAUAAAAUUUCGAAAUCUCCUGCACGUUCUGUCCGUGACGCCGACAAAGUACGAAAACCCUGGUCUCCUGGACGAAGCUCUUGCCAUGAUUCCCCUCGACAAGUUGUAUUCGGAAGCAGAUGAGGAGAGCCAAAUAAUCCAGGCGCAAGCACGAAGCCUCAGGAGAAAGCCUGAAUGGGGCUACCAGGACUGCGUCAUUAGGGCGUUACUAAGAUGGUUUAAGCGGUCUUUCUUCCAAUGGGUCAACAAUCCUCCCUGCUCGCGUUGCACAUUGCCCACGAUUGCACGCGGUAGAGCCCCUCCCACGCCGGAUGAGGCCGCCCGUGGUGCCACUCGAGUCGAAUUAUACCAAUGUGCAGACCAAAACUGUCUCGCCUACGAGCGAUUCCCACGGUACUCCGACGUAUGGCAAUUGCUACAAACUAGGCGAGGCCGCGUAGGGGAGUGGGCAAACUGCUUCAGCAUGUUCUGCCGAGCACUUGGUGGUCGCGUACGCUGGGUGUGGAAUUCGGAGGAUUACGUGUGGACGGAGGUCUAUUCCGAGCACCAGCGACGCUGGAUUCAUGUAGACGCAUGCGAGGAGACGUGGGAUCAGCCUCGCCUCUAUGCUGAAGGAUGGGGUCGCAAAAUGUCCUACUGUGUUGCGUUUUCCAUCGACGGCGCUACGGAUGUCACACGCCGAUAUGUUCGAGGCCCUGCUAAACACGGAGCGCCACGAGUGCGUGUCCCCGAAGAGGUUCUCGUGUGGGUUAUUCAGGAAAUCCGAAAAAUGCGUCGUGAAGGUCGAUCGAAGGAGGAGCAGCGACGAUUGUUCAAGGAAGAUGAGCGCGAAGAACGGGAACUGCGCAUGUACACCGUCUGCUCCCUCGCCGCCGAAUUGAACAACCUGGCACUUAACCCCUCAACCACCCGAUCGGACGACGUGAAGAGGCCACAACAGACAGUCGACACACCAGCGGCUUGGGCCAACAACCGUCAACGAUCAGGCCACUCCGGCCCAGAUGGAUCACAGGGCGACCGAUAA